Bursaphelenchus okinawaensis is the source of this 1981-nucleotide messenger RNA. Lineage: Eukaryota; Metazoa; Nematoda; Chromadorea; Rhabditida; Aphelenchoididae. The record is from the annotation of a GenBank genome assembly.
AUGGAUCGCCUGUCAUGGUACACACCUGGCGAAUCUAUGGAGGAGAUCUUGAUACAGGCAGGACAGGUGGGAAUAUACGAUGGUGACAUGAAACAGUCAUCGUUCGAGCAGGGUACAGCGUCGUUAACACUUCAAAGGGUGAUUUGGGCUGAUUCUAGUGAUCCAGUAAGUGGCUUUCAUCUGAAAGCACCAAAACUUUUAAUUUUAUGUCUGGUAUCUUGUGUUGUUGUAGCCAGUUCAUUGUACUAAACUGUCGUUUUAAUGAAUUGUGUUGCAGGACUGCAGAUUAGUGUUACACCAUUCAUUAGUGGAUAGGAUUGAAAGACAUCACAAGUCGAUGUUCGGAAGAGGAGGAAAGAUCAUUGUUACGUUGAAGUCGGCUGGAGCAGGACAUUCGCCUGGACCUGUCGCGUCUUCUGGGUUCAAUUCAUUGAGAUUCGUAUUCAAACAAGGGGGUGAAGAAGAGGUCAGUCGUUUACAGAACCUGCCUGUAAAUUAUUAAACCUUAAUAUAUUAUUAUUAUAUAACUUCCUAUUUAAAACACUUCUUUAAUGUUAACCAUCCUUCAGUAGAUGUAACGUCGAUAUCUAACAAUUUCAGUUUUACAAAAAGUACAUUGAUGCUCUGAACCGCCAAACAUGGAAACGAACCUCGUCAAGUUCGAGUUCAGGCGGCUCCAGAACUUGUACUUUGUAUGCAAAUCCAGCUGGAGGUCCGCCAAGUCAACGGUCGUUAAGUGGCCAAUUGGGCCAAGAGAAGAAGUUUACAGAACAAAACAAUCGACUGAAUCAGACGAUCAGUCAGGUAGAUUACUUCCCUUUCUUCACUCGCUUACACUUACAACUAGCUAAAGUAUUGCUUUUCGAAUAACAGUUUCUACACUUACUUUCACUUAGAAUGCUGUACCUUUAACAUUUUAAACUUUAACGUUUUCGAAACCAUUAACAGCUCUGAAUUGCUUUUUCCAUAACUUUUGAGUGUAUUUGCCGUAACCUUCACCGAAGCUAGCUUUGAAUAAUUGUGUAGGCGUUUGAGGACAUGAGUAGACUAAUGGAAGAAGCACGUGAAAUGGUUAAUCUCUCCAAAAGUAUUACAGAACGACUACGAGUGAACAAGGAGGACAUGACUGAGGAAGAGGUCAGGACCCGUAAUCUUGUUGUACUUCAUCCCUUUCAGACCCUCAACUUCAAGAACAACCUUCUGCUCCUGGGCGUCAGCGAUCCGGUCAUGAAGUCGGCGUUCGGUCACACAGCUUCUUACUAUGACAACCUCGCCAAGAAGGUCAACGACAUUCUGUUGGAUACUGUCGAGGUAAGUAUAAUACCAAAAUUUGCUUUAACAUGUUAAUUAACAUUCUUGGAGGCCAUACCAAAAUUAAAAGGUUUAAUCGUGCAUCUAUGACAAAAUGGGACGCCAAUCACUGAUAAAGGUUUCGAGAACCAGUUUCUGGUAAAACUGGCCAUAAAAUGUUGAGAUAAACUCUAAUGAAUUCUUUUAUGGAAAUUAAAAGGAAAACGUCUAUUUUCAGACCAACGGCGAGAUGUCUUUGCCUGAGGCGUAUUGUAAAGUAAACCGAAGCCUCGUAUCCGAAUUGUUUUCCCCAGAAGAUCUUCUGAAUGCCUGCCAACGAUUCGAUGACAUUUCUGCGCAAUUAAGGUGGGUUUGCUUUAAUUUUUGUACUGUUCUGGUCAAAAGUGAAGAACGGGCCUUAUGCUGAAUAUAAGGGCUUUAUAUUUUACCUUUUUAUCUAAAAUAAUAUACUUUUGACACAUUCGGGCACUCAAAUUUAAGAAAUUUUAUGAAAGAUUACGUAGAAAUAAUAUAUAAAAAUGUAUUUUAAAAAUUAUAAAAUGUAAACAUUACAUACAACAAUAUAAUUUACAGUCUGGAGUCCCUGGCGGACGGCUCCUUCCGCGUGUGCCUUCGGAAUUCGCCGGAAAACGCUUCUUCAGACCUUGUGUCGUCGCUGACUUCCCCCUGA